AGUAAGUGACCAACCGCCGCGAACAACGUUCCAUUCGCGCGGGAAAUACGACUUUUUAAAAUUCCGCGCGUAAAAUAACUAACCUACUUUCGCGGCAUUCAAACAUUUGCAAUCAUGUUGGAGUCGACAAAGAUACAUACACCUUCGCAAAUGUCGAGAGUAUUCGAUAUUGCGAAGGAUACAGUACUGUUUCUGUUGCUAUCCUGUUACUAUAUCUUGGAAUCACUCUUCUGGACUUUAAUGCCUAAUGCUAUAAGGCCAAUGAAGAGUCUAAAGGGGGACGUGGUCGUGGUAACCGGCGCGGGAGGCGGAGUUGGCCGACAUUUGUCAAUCAAAUUGGCACGUCUUGGAGCCAAAGUUGUAGCAUGGGAUAUCAACAAAGAAGCUCUACAGAAGACUUGCGACGCACUUACCGAAGAGGGUUAUGAAGUAGCAAGUUACAUCGUGGAUCUCGCAGACAAGAUUUCAGUUUAUACCACUGCUGAAAAAGUAAAGAAAGAGGUGGGAAAAGUGGACAUGCUUAUCAACAAUGCUGGCACGGUGUUUGGAGAAACCUUACUGGAACUGAGCGAUGUUGCCAUAGAGACCACAUACAAAGUCAACAUACUCUCCCAUUAUUGGACAGUAAAAGCAUUCUUGCCCGACAUGAUUAAGUCAGGGAAAGGGCACAUAGUGACUGUGGGCUCGGUGGCCGGCCUGCUCGGUACUUACCGCUGCACCGACUAUAGUGCUACUAAGUUUGCUACCGUCGGCUUCCACGAGAGCUUAUUCACAGAGCUAAGGGCUCACGGCCACAAUACGAUUUACGCUACGCUUGUUUGUCCGUACUACAUCAACACUGGUAUGUUCGACGGCGUGACGCCGCGCCUCAUGCCGAUGCUGGAGCCCGACUACGUGGCCGAGACUAUGAUAGACUCCAUCAGGAAGAACGAAGUCAACUGCGUGAUGCCCGGCUCCGUUAGAUAUCUACUACCGCUUAAGUGUUUGUUGCCAGCUAAAAUGUGCUGGGACCUGAUGCAUCGCGUCAUGAAAGGACCUCAGUCAAUGAUGGAUUUGAAGAAGAAACCAAAUCUGGCUUAAAAUAAUCCAUCUUAAAUCUUAAACUUUUCAAAGUUUAGACACAAAUGUGUAAAAUUGUUAUCUCCAUUUUUUCCAAAGAGAAUGACAAAGAUGGAAAUAUGUUUAAAACCAAUUUACUGGUAUUUAGUCCAGAUUUUUUAUCUGUAUGUUUUUAACGUAGCUAUUAUAGUUCUACGUUAUUACGUUGUUAACAUGUAAAGACUGAAUUAAAUGUUUGUUAAUUUUGAAUGAAGAAUAAAACAUAUACACUUA
Molecule: messenger RNA, 1332 nt
Organism: Papilio polytes (common Mormon)
Lineage: Eukaryota; Metazoa; Arthropoda; Insecta; Lepidoptera; Papilionidae
Product: epidermal retinol dehydrogenase 2
Exons: 7
Coding region: 115-1080 (321 amino acids)
Cellular component (GO): lipid droplet
Molecular function (GO): oxidoreductase activity, acting on the CH-OH group of donors, NAD or NADP as acceptor
Source: RefSeq, a predicted model, not a curated record